Messenger RNA from Hydatigera taeniaeformis, 3639 nucleotides. The record is from the annotation of a GenBank genome assembly. Lineage: Eukaryota; Metazoa; Platyhelminthes; Cestoda; Cyclophyllidea; Taeniidae.
GGCCCUCCACAAAAGAAAGUAAUUUAUAUAUCCGAGAAAGAGCUUGCCAGUCUUCCAGAUGGCGCCUCCGUGUAUGUACUUUCCUCAUCAAAUGACUCAGCAAAGGCCCAGGAACCUCUGUUACCGACACCUUCCAGUACCUCAUUUUCCAACAGUGAUCCUUCCAUUUCAACAUGGACUUCGUCUUCACUUCCCUCAGGUUAUCAAUAUCAGCCCUUAACUCCACUUAUUCCUCCACCACCUCUGUCUUUCUCGACGGUUCCGCCGUUUCCUCCUGACUUCUAUCUUCCAUCUCUGCGCUUUCAAUACCCACCACCCCCUCCACCAAGUGCUCCAUACUUCGCGCCUCCUUUAUCACCUCGACCACUGCCACCGCCGUCAGCACCUUUGAAUUCCUUAGCUGUGAAUUCCAAUGGUUCCUCUUUACCGAGGCAGGCAAGGGCUUCGUGUUUCCGAAACGACGACAGCUCCUGGCGUGGAGAAUUCGUUUUUCUGAGUGUAAGGUGCACGCCCGCCAGUGAAUUCUUUGAGACAAGAGGCAAAUGCAAGUUUGCUACUCAGCUUAUGGUUGAAUUAGAAAACGAUUUCGAAAAUUUCGUUCUAAAACGACGAGAGAAGGCUUUGAUUGGUUUUCCACCCGUGGAUGUGGUGCGUCCCCCCCUGAAAAGGUUGGCUAGCCUCGACAUCGAUAACGACAAUCGUUUUCCCGUAUUGUCGAAGAACGUUCGCAAACGUUUAAAUGCUAAAAAGUCGGGUAACUCUUUAGAUUCCUUCACGGAGGCUGAUAAUGCAACACCUGACCAUCUUUUAAAUGCGAUAUCGAGCAAUGUGACCUCAACUCAGCAAUCGGUUGUCCAGUCUCACGCCCUUGAUUAUAAGUUGGGACAACAAAAGGUCGAGGUUUCACACAAACUGGCCCAUCCUCAUCGGUUGCAUCCUAGCAUUUGGCAUAAUGAACCUGGAGAGCACAACAGUGGGCCGGCAUGUUCUUGCAAGCCGAAAUACCGAAUUGGUCCACUGCAUAAUCAGUUUGAAGGCGAAACAGAAGUACCCAGUUGCCGGCCGGAAUCAAAUAACAGAGACUGCUUGUAUCACUAUCGUGUGAUGGUUACUCCAACUACUAACUUUUUCAACCACAAACCUACGAUCAUCCCAUUCAACGGCAACGAUUAUGUUUUUGAUGGCUAUUCUAUUUUUCUACACUCGCCCAUUGAUGACCUGCCUCCAUGUCAACUUCUACGUUUCAAUUUGCUCUACGAGUUCGUUCAUGUAACCGAGGAGUUCCCUGACAACUUCACCGUGCGUGCGUUGGAUAUGCUCACAGAGUAUGUAUUCAAGGAGUUGCUGGAGUUGUUGGAUCUGAACUGGCGACCCCAUGGUAUUGACACAGGGUGUCCAGUGGUGCAUCUCUUGCCAAGAUUCGUUCGACGACUGGGGAACACGGGAGAGCUGCUCUCUGCUAACGUCAUUCUAGAUUAUUGGAUGCGUCAGACCCAACUACCUCUGAUAGAGGCCGUCGACUUACCGAUAAUUAGGCGCAUGCCAAAUUCUGAGUGGUCCGCGCACAUUGACGACCUCAGGGGCACACUUGCAUGGAAGCCAGGAGCUAAACCUCCGGCGAUUCGGAUCGAUCAACUUGAUCGCCUAUCGUCAUAUUCUUCGGCUCCCUCAUCCUCAGUUCUCUCCUCCGGCACUCCCACACUGUCUAAUUUUCCUAUGCUCGUACAUAUGACGUUUACUCCGAUGAAGCUAAGCCUUUCUCGUGAUCCACAGUACAAAUCCGUUCUCAAAAAUUACCUGAAAUUGCUAUAUCUUAUGGUAAAUAAACCUCGCAUAUCGGCUGAAGAUCGGAAUCAAUUAGCUGGAUUGACCAGCAAGCUCGAUUCCAUGGACCAUUCUGGAGUACAUCGACGUGAGAUAACAGUGGAAUUGAGUUGCGAAGGCUUCUACAGAACUGGGAUACGACCUGAUGUGGCGCAAUUCGCUCUCAACAUGGCCUCUUUUGUGACUCAUGUCAGAUGUAUCAUGUCACUCAAGUCGCUGGAGGCGCGCCUGAAUUAUCGAUUCAAGGAUAAAUCUAUCCUUCACCAAGCACUAACUCAUCCGUCGUACCGCAGAACCGAUUUUGGAACCAAUCAAGAUCAUUUCCAAAAUACCUUGACUAGCUGUGGCCCUCGCACGAUUGAGUAUGGGGACAAGUUGCAGUUAUACAAGAAAUGGCGCAAAAAGGGUCUCUCAAAAAUGAUCCAAGUGAUGUCAUUCAUGCCGAAACAACAUGAAGAGCGGUCAAAAAUUUAUGGAAACGAGCGCUUGGAGUUCUUAGGUGACGCUGCUAUCGAAAUCAUCGCUAGGCAAGUAAACUUGUCAGAAAACAUCCACCUUUUUUUUAUGUUUCCCGACCUGCCCGAAGGCAACUUGGAUGCGUAUCGUCAGGCCCUGGUACAAAAUCAACAUCUGGCUGAUCUUGCACUGCGUCUUGGACUACAUAAGCAUCUCUUGUACACUCACAGUGUGGACUUUUGUCACGACUCGACCUAUAUUUACGCCCGUUCGGACGCCUUUGAGGCUGUAAUGGCGGCUCUUGCUCUUGAUGGCGGCUUGGAGGUUGUCGACCGUAUAUUUGGCGCUGUUCUCUUUGGCGAUUGUGAACGUAUCCAUCGGGUUUGGGUUCGGAUCCCGCCACAUCCUUUGCAAGUAGGGCACCCUGAUGGUGAUAGAGAAUGGGUCCUUAAGGUGCCUAUGUUUAAGAAAUUAGUUGAUCUGGAAGAACGAUUGGGCAUCCGGUUUAAGCAUUUACGUGUCCUCGCUCGUGCUCUGACCGUUCGUAAAACCGGAUUUAAUAUCUACACCCUAGGGGACAACCAACGCCUUGAAUUCCUCGGUGAUUCUUUGCUAAAGUAUGUCACCACUGACUACCUGUAUCGCCACUUUCCGCGACAUCAUGAGGGUCACCUGUCGUUGCUCAAGAACUCUCUGGUGAAUAAAUAUACCCAAGCGACGGUUUGCGGCGAACUCGGUCUGGAUCAGUUCAUCAUUCGUAGAGAGGAAAAUUCUCUCACUAUUUCGAGCAUUCCAGAAGAGACAUCAGCUUCUGCUGCACGCAGACAACAGAAUGUGAAGAAUAAGGCUGACCUACUUGAGGCUUUUAUUGGUGCUUUGUACGUGGAUAAGGACAUAACCUGGGUCGAGCGCUUCUGCCAAGUCUGUUUUUGGCCUCGUCUUGUGGAGUUUAUUCUCAAACAGGAAUGGAAUGAUCCAAAGUCCAAAUUGCAGCAGUGUUGCCUUACCUUCCGAUCGCUUAAUGAGGAUCCUGAAUUGGCCCACUACAAGGUUUUGGAGUGUGCCGGACCAUCAAAUGAUCGCAAACACACAGUGGGCGUUUAUUUCAGGAAAGAUCUCCUCGCUGUAGGCGUUGGACGAUCUGUUCAGAGUGCUGAGAUGGAUGCUGCUAAAAAUGCCUUGGAAGUUCAUCAAGACUCCUUCAAACAGUUGGAUUUUCAACGCGCUGUCAUAAACAAGCGAUACCGGCAACCGUACAUUACCAAGAUGUUGAAAAAACUCAAAAGUUGGGAUGCGUCGUUAGUCGAUAAAUUCGUCGGUGAUGUACCUGAGGAUGGUCGAGAGGGCUCGGAUACAGCA